AUUAAAGCUCUAGUUAUAACCCAAGAGCUAAGCAUUCUCGCGGCAGAAUUCCUUGCAACUAAUUUAGUGUCUGUUCUUAAUAUUUUAGUGGCAAGACCUGACGAUUUAGACAAUGAGAGCUGGGGAUAUGUUCACCCUCGGCUGCUUGGAGUGCCAGAGCUGUGUCACCAUUUGGCUGAAGGAUGGGUGACUGGGACCAACUUCUUAAGAAAUCUCUUUAUUUUCAAGAGGCAAAACCCUGGCAAGUUUUGCCUUCUAGUAUGUGGAGUCUUUACUUUCCUGGCUGUGCUGGGCCGGUACAUCCCUGGGCUCUUGCUCUCAUACCUUCUGAUGCUCUUCAUCCUGCUGUGGCCCCUUGCUGUGUACCACAGACUGGGCCAGCGCAUGUACAUGAAGCUGGAGCCAGCUCUGCAGCGGCUGGACUUCGGUGUUCGAGGCUACGUGAUGUCAAAGCAGCGGGAAAGGCAACUGCGACAGAGAGGCCUUAGCCAGGACGCUGCGGAUGACGGGAGUGACAGCGAAGAGGAGCUCGCCGCGUUCUGUCCCAAGCUGGACGAGUCUGUGGUUGCCAAGGAACUAACGAUCUCUGACUCGGAGCACUCGGAUACUGAGGUUUCCUACACUGAGAAUGGGAUGUUUAACCUUUCCAGAGGCCAGACCCCGCUGACAGAGGGAUCCGAAGAUCUAGAUGGUCACAGUGAUCCAGAAGAAUCUUUUGCCAGGGAUCUCCCUGACUUCCCUUCCAUAAACCCAGAAACAACUGGCAUAGACGAUGAAGACGACACCAGCAUCGGGAUUCCAAGUCUUGCCUACCGCUCCCAAGCGACGGAAGAUCUACACCUCCCUUACGAGCAGGAGGGAUCCGCCGCGCUGCCGUCGGUGCAGCACCUCACCAACAACAUCGCCGGGUUUGUCACCAGAGGGAUGAUACAGCUUGCGCUAUCCGGAGCCGCUCAACCGGGCUCUUCACGCAGUGACAAUCCCCAGAGAGGUGCAAAGACCUUUCUCAGAACGGCCAGCUCAGAUUUGGACACUGAUGCAGAAGGGGAUGACUUUGAACUGCUGGAUCAGUCUGAGCUGAACCAGCUGGAUCCUACGGGCUCACGGGGCCAAUAAGCAAUCAUGUCACUUCCCUUCUGGGUUUCUGUUGUGCAUCGUGGAGGGGGAAUCCUUGAAGAAAAAGGCACGGCACCGUUACCUAAGUUGUCUCCUGUGUGAGUACAAGUGAUAAGACAACCAAUCCUGGCUGGGAACACCACUGUGAAAUGUGACUCUGUAGCCUCGCUUGGAUUAUUUUAAAAUAAACUACACUGGUAAUUCAUAAGGAAAAGGCGUUGAUGUGAUAGCUCCACAAUCACCCAUGCGCAUUAUCUGCCAGGAUGCUGCUUACUCCAAAUUUCCUCACAUAAGACAAUAAAUCUGAUGUCUACAGCUCUAGAGACCACUAGUCAGACUGACUUAGCGUCACUGAGAACAAUCUUGCGGCCGACCUUCCUGG
Molecule: messenger RNA, 1498 nt
Organism: Tinamus guttatus (white-throated tinamou)
Lineage: Eukaryota; Metazoa; Chordata; Aves; Tinamiformes; Tinamidae
Source: RefSeq, a predicted model, not a curated record